UCUAUUGCUUCUCUCUUAUUUUUGGUGUCAUUGAAAUAAAGAAUGGAGACCUCUAUUUAUAGUAAGAGAUGUCAUUCAACUACUAUAAAGAAGAUGUCUUGUUGUUGAUUUAGUCCUAUAUUUUUUCAACAAAGUUAGACACCUACCAUUUUAUUCGACAAAGUUAUCAACAAAGUUAGGCGCCUCCCAUUUUCUUCAACAAAGUUGUCAACAAAGUUAGGCGCCUCCCAUUUUCUUCAACAAAGUUGUCAACAAAGUUAGGCACAUCCCAUUUUCUUCAACAAAGUUGUCAACAAAAUUAGGCACCUCGCAUUUUCUUCAACAAAGUUGUCAACAAAGUUAGGCACAUCCCAUUUUCUUCAACAAAGUUGUCAACAAAAUUAGGCACCUCGCAUUUUCUUCAACAAAGUUGUCAACAAAGUUAGGCACCUCCCAUUUCCUUCUUUAUUUUUCUUUAAUAUGAGCCCCACAGUGAAAAUCUUGAGUGUUCUAUUGAGAGGCAAGAAAUUUAUUCAUUUAAUAAAUAUUUGUUUCGCUUAUAGACAUCCAUUUGCAGGAGCAUCAAGUGGUAUUAGAUCUGAAACCAGCCGUGUUCUUGCUCUGCGAGGAGUUCAUGUUAUCAUGGCUGUCAGGAAUAUGGCUGCUGGAAAAGAUGUUAAAGAAGAAAUAGUUAAGGAAAUCCCUGCUGCUAAAGUUGAUGUAAUGGAGUUAGAUCUUAGGUCAAUGGCAUCCGUAAGGAAAUUUGCGGCUGGCUUUAUAUCAUCGGGUCACUCGUUGAACAUGCUAAUUAAUAAUGCAGGAGUGGGGGGGAAUUCCCUUUAUGCUUUCCAAAGACAACAUAGAGCUGCAAUUUGCCACAAAUCAUCUAGGUACGGCUGUUUGUUAUACGUAUGUUUCUGCGCAAUAUAUCGAUCACAGAAUGAGGAACAACAUAAUUGGACCAUUCUAUGAGGAGAAGAUAUAUUUUUUAUGUUUGCAGUAAAAGAGAGCUCGAAAUAUUUGUAUCUUUUUUCAAUUCUAGCAACAGUUCAUUUUAAAGAAUAAAGCAUCUAAUCUAAAUGUAUCUCCGUUCCUAUUUUUACUGAAAUGAAGAUUCAGUUCUCACUUAAAAGGAGAUCAAUAGUCAAUUCUCAAUAAUGUCAUUUUAGGUACGGCUGUUUGUUAUACGUAUGUUUGUUAUACGUAUGUUUCUGCGCAAUAUAUCGAUGAUUUGUCAUGUCAAAUGAUAAGUUUAACUUUCGUGUUUCCUGUUCUAUAGGGAGCAUCAACCACCUGUUAUCUUGCAUUACAUCCACAAGUGAAGGGGGUAAGUGGUGAAUAUUUUCAGGACAACAAUUUGGCCACGCCAACAGCGAUGGCUAAGGACAUGGAUUUGGCUAAGAAACUCUGGGAUUUUAGUAUGGAUUUGGUCAAGUAACAUCUAACAUGCAUGUACCAAUACAACAGAAAAGCAACUUUGUAUUUUUUAGUUUUUUUUUAUCUUAUUGGAGAUGGAUUUCGGGGAAUAUUGUUACUAUAUCAUUUAUUUAGGAGAAAUCGAGAGAGGAUUAAGAACACAUGUAUUAUACUUGUGAACAAAUUCGAUGAGAAGAAAAGACCAAUUUUCUUUUU
Nicotiana tabacum (common tobacco) is the source of this 1611-nucleotide messenger RNA. NCBI's taxonomy places the organism in Eukaryota, Viridiplantae, Streptophyta, Magnoliopsida, Solanales, Solanaceae. The record is from RefSeq and is a predicted model, not a curated record.